AAUGGGACGGGCCAGUAACCGGAAGUGGUCUUGCGCGCUUUCUGCGCGAAAUUAAAGAGUGGCGGGAGUCGUUGUCAGAUCAGACCGUCUUUGGGGGAAAAAAUUGUAGUCAUGGAAUAUAAAAAGCGCAAUGGUGGACCUUUCACGGGUGGCAUUUCCCAAGCCAAACGCAACAAGAUGGCCAGCGAACGGGAGGACAGUCCCUCGCACUUUGAGGAGGAAUUAUCCAUGUUUGAUGAUGUGGACAUGGAUUCAGAGGAGUUGGAGGGGCAAGCCGGGCAUGACGUUAUCCCCGUUGGUGACCUCUUUUCGACAGACCUUAAUCCUCGCUGGCAUAGACCUCAUGCUCCUUCGCUCGACCCAUCCUCUGAUUCUUUGGUGUUUCAACAGAUUGAUCUGGACUAUUAUUUAGGAACGACCAUAAAAGGCAUGCCCGGUCAGUCAUAUGGAAGAGUCCCCAUCAUUCGAAUGUUUGGAGUGACGGACAGUGGAAACAGCGUGUGUUGUCACGUUCACGGGUUUGCACCUUACUUCUACGUCCCGGCCCCAAACGGGUUCACACCAAAUUACUUGGGCGACUUCAAACGAGAACUCAACGCCGCUGUGUUGAAGGACAUGCGCUCCAACAAAGACAACAUCUCGGUCACCGUGCUGGCUGUGGACAUCACCCGCAAAGAAAAUAUGUACGGUUACCACGGCAGCAAAAGCGUGGAUUUCUUGCGGAUAACCAUGGCCAUGCCUCGUCUCAUCGCCCCCGCCAAGCGAUUGCUGGAACAGGGCUUGAAGUUUGGACCUUUCCCCAUCCAGUGUUUCCAAUCCUUUGAGGCCAACAUCGAUUUUGAAAUAAGAUUCAUGGUGGACUGUGAUGUGGUCGGAUGCUGCUGGAUCGAACUUCCCAAAGGCCGAUACAGAGUCCGCGAGGAAAAAAGUGCAGUGGACAUAGAAUCCAAGCAGCCGAGCAAGGAAUCCUUGUGUCAGUACGAGGUGGAUGUGGCGUGGACUGACCUGAUAAGUCACCCAGCAGAAGGGGAGUGGCAAAGGAUCGCGCCGCUCCGAGUCCUCAGCUUUGACAUUGAAUGCGCUGGAAGAAAAGGGAUCUUCCCAGAAGCUGACAAAGACCCGGUGAUUCAGAUUGCGUCCAUGGUGCAGCGCCAGGGCGAGACGGAGCCCUUCAUCCGUACGGUCUUCACGCUGCAGUCCUGCUCCAGCAUUGUGGGCUCUCAGAUUUUGUGCUUCACUCAAGAGAAGCAGCUUCUGCAGAGCUGGGCUGAAUUCCUCAGAACAGUUGACGCAGACAUCGUCACCGGCUACAACAUCCAAAACUUUGACUUCCCUUACUUGUUGAACAGAGCUGCUACUUUAAAGGCCGAUCUGUUUCCAUAUUUGGGCCGUGUGAGAGGGAUCAAGUCGGUGUUGCGAGACCUCAACUUCCAGAGCAAACAGAUGGGCCGCAGAGAGAACAAGAUCAUCAACAUGGAGGGCCGAGUUCAGUUUGAUCUGCUGCAGGUUCUUCUAAGGGACUACAAACUGCGCUCCUACACACUGAACGCUGUGAGUUUCCACUUUCUGCAAGAACAGAAGGAGGAUGUGCAGCACUCCAUCAUCACCGAUCUUCAGAACGGCAACGAACAGACCCGGCGACGUUUGGCCGUGUAUUGCCUGAAAGACGCCUAUCUGCCGCUGCGGUUACUUCAGAAGCUGAUGUGCGUGAUCAAUUACAUGGAGAUGGCCAGAGUGACCGGAGUGCCUCUGACCUACCUGCUGUCCAGAGGCCAGCAGAUCAAAGUUGUCUCGCAGCUACUGCGACAUGCCGCCAAGCAGAACCUGGUGAUGCCCGUGGUGAAGCCACAGGGAGGAGAAGAUUACACUGGAGCAACUGUUAUUGAGCCAGAGAAAGGCUAUUACAGCGUUCCCAUCGCCACCUUGGAUUUUUCCUCCUUGUAUCCAUCCAUCAUGAUGGCUCACAAUCUGUGCUACACCACCUUGGUGCAGAAAGGUGCCGCUGAUAAAUUGGGGUUGUCACCAGCAGACUUCAUCAAGACACCCACUGGUGAUCACUUUGUGAAGAGUUCUGUGAGGAAAGGCCUACUACCCGAGAUUCUGGAGCACUUGCUGUCAGCCAGAAAGAGGGCUAAAGCAGAGCUGAAGAAAGAAACGGACCCUUUUAAGAAGCAGGUGCUGGAUGGUCGGCAGCUGGCCCUCAAAAUCAGUGCAAACUCGGUCUAUGGAUUCACGGGGGCUCAGGUGGGCAAGCUGCCCUGCCUAGAGAUCUCCCAGAGUGUGACAGGGUUUGGAAGACAGAUGAUUGAGGAAACCAAACGGUUGGUGGAGUCCAAGUACACCAUUUCCAAUGGUUACCAAGGCGAUGCCAAGGUCAUCUAUGGAGAUACGGACUCUGUCAUGGUGAAGCUCGGUGUCGCCACGGUGCAGGAGGCCAUGAACGUCGGGAGAGAGGCUGCAGAAUGGGUGUCUUCCCAUUUCGUAGCCCCCAUCAAAUUGGAAUUUGAGAAGGUGUACUUCCCCUACUUGCUGAUCAACAAGAAGCGCUAUGCCGGCCUCUAUUUCUCCUCCAAAGCAGACGUUCACGACAAGAUGGAUUGUAAAGGCAUUGAAACAGUCCGUAGAGACAACUGCCCCCUUGUGGCCAACCUUAUUAACACUUGCCUGCAGAAAAUCCUCAUAGACAGGGAUCCCCAGGGUGCAGUGACGCAUGCCAAAGAGGUGAUCUCUGACCUGCUGUGCAACCGCAUCGACAUCAGCCAGCUGGUCAUCACCAAGGAGCUGACCCGAACGGCGCAGGAGUACGCUGGCAAGCAGGCGCAUGUGGAGCUAGCUGAGAGAAUGAAGAAGCGAGACGCAGGAAGCGCCCCUAACCUGGGAGACCGAGUUCCUUACGUCAUCAUCAAGGCUGCCAAAGGAGCCGCAGCAUACAUGAAGUCAGAGGACCCCAUCUAUGUACUGGAAAACAACAUCCCCAUUGACACACAACACUACCUGGACCAACAACUAUCCAAGCCCUUGCUGAGAAUAUUUGAGCCCAUUUUGGGAGAGACCAAAGCAGAGAGCGUCCUCCUCAAGGGCGACCACACGCGCUGUAAGACAGUGUUGACGUCGAAGGUGGGCGGCCUGAUGGCGUUCGCGCAGAAGAGGAGCACUUGCAUUGGCUGCAAGGCUGUCCUGAAAACAGACACUGCUGUGUGCGAUUUUUGUAAGAAGAAGGAGUCGGAACUGUACCAGAAAGAGAUUUUCCAUUUAAACACCCUGGAGGAGCGUUUCUCCCGACUGUGGACUCAGUGUCAGCGCUGCCAAGGCUCCCUUCAUGAAGAAGUCCUCUGCACCAGCCGUGACUGCCCCAUCUUCUACAUGAGGAAGAAAGUUCAGAAAGAUCUGGAUGAUCAGAGCAAGAUGGUGUCUCGUUUUGGAUGGUGAGACAAUGUGGUUCAGUUCACUUCUGGAUAUGUUACAUCACUGUUUUUGGGAUGAUUGUAAAAAUGCACAAUUCUUUGUAUUUUCUUAUAUGAAUAAACUGAUAUCCUUUUCAACCUAA
Molecule: messenger RNA, 3547 nt
Organism: Syngnathus acus (greater pipefish)
Lineage: Eukaryota; Metazoa; Chordata; Actinopteri; Syngnathiformes; Syngnathidae
Gene: pold1
Product: polymerase (DNA directed), delta 1, catalytic subunit
Exons: 27
Coding region: 112-3429 (1105 amino acids)
Biological process (GO): nucleotide-excision repair, DNA gap filling; base-excision repair, gap-filling; DNA replication proofreading
Cellular component (GO): delta DNA polymerase complex
Molecular function (GO): DNA binding; nucleotide binding; 3'-5'-DNA exonuclease activity
Source: RefSeq, a predicted model, not a curated record